AUGGCCGGUGGCCGCGGCGAGCCCUGUGCCCGCCUCUCGCCGCCCCGCCGGGGCGCACGGACCGGCGAUCCUCCUCCGCGCGGCGCAUCCAGGCAAGAAAAUCCGGGAAAAAAAACAAUACCGGAUUUUCCCUUGCUGCGCCCCUCGCAGCCCCUGGCCCUCGAUGCGGUGCGAGCGGGGCGCGGAGCCGCGGGGCGCUCCGCGGUGCUUGCGCGCAUCCAGCGGGUCCGCCUCUCGGGCUGCCGAGUGUUCCCCCCCCGACGGGAUUCCCCCUCCGUGCUGCUCCGUGACCGCGCAACUCAGGCGCUGCCUCUCUCUCCUUCCCUGCAGAAAAGCAACGUCCCGCCGCUCGCGCAGCGCGGGGAAGAGGCACAGUCCGCGAAAUUCCUCCUCCUCACCCUCCUCUCCCUCGCCUGCAUCGCCGGGGUCCUGGCGGCAUCGGGGGUCGCCUACUGCCUCCGCCACCGCGCCCACCACCGCCUGAAGGAGAAGCUCUCGGCUCUGGGGGCUGACGCCGGCUCCGAUGCGCCCGCUGCUUACCAGGAGCUAUGCCGGCAGCGCAUGGCAGUGAAGAGCUCUGACCGCCCAGAGCCCCUGCACUCGUCCCGAAUCAACAGCGUCUCCUCCCAGUUCAGUGAUGGGCCCAUCCCCAGCCCCUCAGCCCGCAGCAGCACCUCAUCCUGGUGUGAGGAGCCAGUCCAGUCCAACAUGGACAUCUCCACCGGUCACAUGAUCCUGUCCUACAUGGAAGACCACCUGAAGAACAAGAACCGUCUGGAGAAGGAGUGGGAAGCUCUGUGUGCUUACCAGGCUGAGCCCAACGAGAGCAGCGUGGCACAGCAGGAGGAGAAUGCGCCGAAGAACCGCUCCCGGGCCGUGGUACCAUAUGACCAUUCCAGGAUAUGUCUGAAAGGUGAAAGUAGCCACGACAAUUCAGACUACAUCAACGCCAGUCCCAUUAUGGACCAUGACCCCCGAAACCCUGCAUAUAUUGCCACCCAGGGCCCUCUCCCUGCUACUGUUGCUGACUUCUGGCAGAUGGUCUGGGAGAACGGCUGUGUCGUUAUUGUCAUGCUGACACCCCUCGUGGAAAACGGAGUCAAGCAGUGCUACCACUAUUGGCCGGACGAAGGGUCAAACCUCUACCACAUCUACGAGGUAAAUCUUGUCUCUGAGCACAUCUGGUGCGAGGAUUUCCUCGUGAGGAGCUUCUACCUGAAGAACCUGCAGACCAACGAGACCCGCACAGUGACCCAGUUCCACUUCCUCAGCUGGAACGACCAGAGGGCUCCUGCCUCCACCAGAUCCCUUCUGGAUUUCCGCAGAAAAGUAAACAAGUGCUACAGGGGUCGCUCUUGUCCAGUAGUUGUUCAUUGCAGCGAUGGUGCGGGAAGAAGUGGAACCUACAUUCUAAUUGACAUGGUUCUCAAUAAAAUGGCCAAAGGUGCUAAAGAGAUUGAUAUUGCUGCUACCCUGGAGCACUUGAGGGACCAGAGACCAGGCAUGGUCCAGACAAAGGAGCAGUUUGAGUUUGCUCUGACAGCGGUGGCAGAGGAAGUGAAUGCAAUACUCAAGGCCCUUCCCCAGUGAGCAGCUCAGUCUCCUGAAGGUUCCUGCAGAAUUCAUCCCUCGUUUUCCUCAUCCUCAGUCCCUGUGAAUGUUCUUGGAAACCGUGACCUGACCUUAACUGUGUAUCUUCUGUUGUAACCACAUAGUGAUAGGGUCCUUACAAACUGCUUUAGCUGGUAAAAGUUCAACAGUUAAAAUGUGUAUUCUGUUUUUUUGGGGUUUAAACAAAUUUUUAAAAGUACAUCAAAGCCUCGGAUUAAGUGACAGAACAAUCCAUCUAAUUCCUCCUACAUUCUUGAAGCCCUGAAUGUCACCCUUUGAAAGCACACAUUCAUGUUCUUAAUAGCAAAUAUACAAUAUUGUGGGUAAUUAGUGCAGUCAAUAUAGUCUCAGAAAACAGUGUUCUGUUAUAUUUUGUAAUUUCUCAAAGGCUGAAUAAGAGUGGGGGCCUAAAGAGGAUGGUGAUUGUUCCCAUACAGUGCCAAGCUGGAGCAUGAAGCAGUGCUGUGGGUGUGAGCAAACACAGGUCCAGGCUCUGGCAAGGAGAGCUUGCACCUUCUCAUGCCAGGCUUUGGCAAGCAAAUGUUUUCUUAACUGUUGUUUACUUUUCAGCUUUGUGCCAUGAGAGGAAGAAAGUCUGAACUGAGUAAAAGAGGCUUGCAUGGUUGUUGCAACUGGGGAGAAAACAUGUUGGUCACAUUUAUGGAAAGCCAGGGGAUAAUGAGCACAACUCUGACCAUGUACCUGGCACUGACAGCACAGAAAAGAAGAGCAUAGGCUCCCCUCAAGUGAUGAGAAAGGUCCUGUCAGCAGUCAGGUAAUUGUCUGGAGCUGUUAUGGAAAGAGAUUGUUGGUUUUAUGGGAUUACUGAGGAAGAAAAUGGGAUUCUCCCCUUUAUAUCUUUGCAUUUCCCUCUGUAAAGCUCUGCUGUGCCAUCCUUUUUAGCCAGGAAAGUGUAUUUCUGUAAAAGCCUGGCUGAAGAAGAAAUCUCCAAUCUGCAUUUUAUUACUCUCAUCGAGUUUGUCUGAUCCAGGCAUUUGUUGCAGCUCUCUGCAGAGGCUUUGCUCACUCCUUGUUCUGCAGGACACCUAUUUGAACUGAGCAUGAAGGGGUAAAGCAGCACAAAGAUUGAAUUUCAGAGAUUCAUGUGUUCUCAAAAGCCUAAUGCCUACUGUUGCAAAGUAAUGCUAAAAUAUGUCUGUAGAUGGUUUGGAUAUGCAAUCUUGCUUCUGUGAUUUCACAGGUUCAGUUGUGGCACUCUUUUAAAGGAAUUUACAUUAUUGAUAGAAAGUACUUUGAUACGUUUGAAUGAAGGGCCUGAGAGUAAAAUUACUGAAGGUACCUAAGUGAUCUAGGCUAUUAAUUUCAUUUUCAAAAGUGAAUACUUGGAUGCUUUUUCAUCUGCUAUCCUACAUCUCCGUGACAUAAGAAUCUGGGGUGCUUUUUUCCCAAAAUCUUAUGAGUAUUGUGUGCUUGAAACCAUAUUAGGCUAAUUGUUUAACUUCAACACUGGAAAAUAUAUCAUUGAAUUUAAUUUGGGAAGGGGAGCUUUCAUAAACUUCUAAUCAGUGAAAUGUUAAAAAUACCAGUAUCGUACAGUUUUGCUGGCACAGAGGUGAUGAGCAUCAAUCAAAAUCAACCAUGUUGCAAUUUUGUAUUG
Molecule: messenger RNA, 3229 nt
Organism: Serinus canaria (Common canary)
Lineage: Eukaryota; Metazoa; Chordata; Aves; Passeriformes; Fringillidae
Product: protein tyrosine phosphatase receptor type N2
Exons: 13
Coding region: 1-1590 (529 amino acids)
Biological process (GO): protein dephosphorylation
Cellular component (GO): secretory granule
Molecular function (GO): protein tyrosine phosphatase activity
Source: RefSeq, a predicted model, not a curated record